Messenger RNA from Anolis sagrei ordinatus, 3027 nucleotides. It is a transcript of the gene SLC7A8, whose product is annotated as solute carrier family 7 member 8. The record is from RefSeq and is a predicted model, not a curated record. Gene Ontology annotation, molecular function: L-amino acid transmembrane transporter activity; neutral L-amino acid transmembrane transporter activity. Gene Ontology annotation, cellular component: membrane. NCBI's taxonomy places the organism in Eukaryota, Metazoa, Chordata, Lepidosauria, Squamata, Anolidae. Gene Ontology annotation, biological process: amino acid transmembrane transport; neutral amino acid transport.
GAAGGAGGAGUCUGGCUCGAUGUCUCCUGGAAUCAAGGACUGACCCCCACCACACCCUCAGUCCGGCAGAAGCCGGUUCAGGUUCAGGCACAUGAGCAACCCAGAGAGAGAAAAACACCAGGAGAGGGGAGCGGGGAGAGGGAGAAGGAACUGAGCUGAGGAAGGGAAUGAGAAGCCAAGGCGUUUGGUGGGGAGAGAAAAAAUCUCAGCCGGAACAAGGAAACGAGCUUAUCAACAACAAUCCAAAGGAGAGAGAGAGCCAGCUGUGAUGAGAGAAUAGCCUGGCAAAGAACACUCCAGGGAUCUCUUUACAAAACUGAGCCAGAAGGAAGAUCUAAGAUAGUGCUGCUGAUUAGACUGACUCUGUGAUAGACGCGUGGGAGCUGAACAAACAAGAUCAAACCAGUCGCUUUCCUCGCGCUAUUGUGACUCUCCUCCUAGACUUCAGGGGAAACUUUGCAGAAGGAAACCGUCGAAACGUGUGAGAGAGAAAGAAAGGAAUUCCUCGCCAUCAGGAGCUGUGAUUGGAGCUCCCACCUCAUAGACAGGAAGAUCAGCUUGGACCAAAAAAUGGUUAACUACUAGCACGCAUAUACCAAAGGGCAAUAGAGAGAGCCAGCUCAGUCUUAGCAGAAUUGGUGCGAGAACCAAGGUAGGCUGAACUAGAAUUAAGAAAGAGAUACAUCUAGUUUGGAUAUCGGAGAGAAGGACUAGCUCUGAAAGGUAAUUGAGACACUUUGAUUCUCAAAAUAGAAGUCCAGUAUCAAAGUCUAUACAGAAAAGGGCUGCACCCAUAAGUACCAAAUUGGGGCUACAAAAACCAUUCUAGACACUUUGCACCUUGCAUAGGCCCUAUUCCAAAGGAUUCAAGAACAUAGUUGGAUCACCAGGAAUAGAACUAGUGCGGCUCAAAUUCUGGGAGAACCAAAUCCAAAGCCUAAAAUCUUGUGUGGGAAUCUAUCACAAGACUCCAGGGUCUGCCUUGGAAGCCAGAACAUCAUGGAGGAUGGAGCACGCCGACGAGGUGGUGCUGAGAAGAAUUCAACUAACUCAGAUAAAUCAGACGGCGGUGGUGUCGCACUCAAGAAAGAGAUUGGACUGAUGAGCGCGUGCGGCAUCAUUGUGGGUAACAUAAUUGGAUCAGGAAUCUUUGUAUCACCAAAGGGAGUGUUGGAGAAUGCUGGCUCAGUAGGUUUGGCGUUGAUUGUGUGGAUUGUCACUGGUCUGAUCACAGCUGUAGGAGCGCUAUGCUAUGCAGAACUGGGAGUCACCAUCCCGAAGUCUGGAGGAGACUAUUCCUAUGUCAAAGACAUCUUUGGAGGACUGGCUGGGUUUUUGCGGUUAUGGAUUGCUGUGCUGGUGAUCUACCCCACCAAUCAGGCAGUAAUUGCCCUCACUUUCUCAAACUAUGUACUUCAGCCACUUUUUCCCACUUGCUUUCCCCCAGAAACUGGACUGCGGUUGCUAGCUGGUGUUUGUCUUUUACUGCUGACCUGGGUGAACUGUGCUAGUGUACGUUGGGCCACACGUGUCCAGGAUAUCUUCACAGCAGGAAAACUGCUGGCACUGGGGCUCAUCAUUGUCAUGGGAGUCGUGCAGAUCUGCAAAGGUGAAUACUUCUGGCUGGAGCCAAAACAUGCCUUUGAGUUCUUCCAGACGCCAGAUGUGGGACUGGUGGCACUCGCCUUUUUACAGGGCUCUUUUGCCUACGGGGGCUGGAACUUCCUCAACUAUGUCACAGAAGAGCUUGUUGACCCUUACAAGAACCUGCCUCGUGCCAUCUUCAUCUCCAUUCCCCUGGUCACCUUUGUCUACGUCUUCGCCAAUGUGGCUUAUGUCACUGCCAUGUCACCCCAAGAGUUGCUGGCCUCUAAUGCUGUUGCAGUGACAUUUGGGGAGAAGUUAUUAGGCGUCAUGGCUUGGAUCAUGCCAAUUUCUGUUGCCCUUUCCACAUUUGGAGGAGUCAAUGGAUCACUCUUCACUUCCUCUAGGCUCUUUUUUGCUGGAGCACGGGAAGGACACCUCCCCAGUGUACUGGCUAUGAUUCAUGUGCGACGCUGCACUCCCAUCCCUGCCUUACUCUUCACUUGCCUCUCAACAUUGCUGAUGCUGGUUACAAGUGACAUAUAUACCCUGAUCAAUUAUGUGGGCUUCAUCAACUACCUCUUCUAUGGGGUGACUGUGGCUGGCCAAGUUGUGCUACGCUGGCGGGAACCUCACCGACCUCGUCCCAUCAAGGUGAGCCUGUUCUUCCCCAUAAUUUACCUGCUGUUCUGGGCCUUCCUGUUGGUGUUCAGCUUAUGGUCAGAACCCGUGGUUUGUGGCAUUGGUCUGGCCAUCAUGCUGACAGGAGUCCCUGUCUACUUCCUGGGGGUGCACUGGGAGCACAAACCACCCGCCAUCCACACAUUUAUUGAUGUAGUCACGCGGGCAGGACAGAAGCUUUGUCUUGUUGUGUAUCCAGAGAUGGGUACAGAGCAACCAGAAAACAACCUCAGUAAAGAGACCAAAGAGCAACUUGAGCCAAUGUGUGGAACCGAACCCCUCAGCACUGAGCUAUUUUACUCCCUGGGAGGGGAGGAGCAGCAGCCAGCCACGGACUGCACAGUGCCGCCUCUGUUGGGUUUGAAAUGAAUUGGAGCACCUUGCUCCCACUUUGCUCUUUACAGCACCACAUCCUUGGACUGGAAUGGCUGUGAAUGCCUCACUGUCAACCCUUUCCUUCCAGUGGCAAAGCCUUGCUGGGUCUGGUGAACCCACACUCGCCAUUCCCCACCUUCAGUGCCCUUUGCUGGAGCUGGAAAAAAAAAACCGGGAGCUUUCUUCACAGCCUGCAGUCCCACAGUCAGGUCCCCUCACACCCUGCUGGAAGGGGCUCCCUUGUUGUUGCCUUAUAUUGCUGGAAUAUUUUCAUUGGUUUUGAACCUCAUUGGGAGGGAAAGUCAGUCCCUCUCAGUUUUUGUGUCCUUGUAUUUUUCACUUCUCUCUUUUUCUCUUUUUUUGAUGUAAUAAAUUAAACUGAACUUG